Messenger RNA from Phalaenopsis equestris, 1783 nucleotides. Its product is annotated as solute carrier family 25 member 44. The transcript has 6 exons. Bases 367 to 1314 code for a protein of 315 amino acids. Gene Ontology annotation, biological process: transmembrane transport. The record is from RefSeq and is a predicted model, not a curated record. Lineage: Eukaryota; Viridiplantae; Streptophyta; Magnoliopsida; Asparagales; Orchidaceae.
UUUUCUUAUUUUUAUUUUUGAAAUGAUGAUGCAUAGGUUUUAAGAGUUCCUCAUAAUCUUAAAUGCUCAAAUGCAGAAACGAUCUUCUGGUAGUGUUCGGUCGCCAUUCACGAAGCUUUAGCAAAGAAGUCGCCCCUUCCUCAGUUUUCUUGCGCUCCACGGAAGCAGGCUUCCAUUUUCCGAGCCGCCCCAGCCGCAUGUUGUGAUUGGAGGAUUCUUAUCCUCAUCGAAUCGACUCUCUUGUAGCUUUCGUUUUGCUCCUGAAUAUUCUCUUGUUCCUGGUGGCGUUGGCGUCGAAAGUUGGGGGAUCUCUCAUCUUAUCAGGCUUUUGCUCUUCGGAUUGGAAACCUGGAUUCGAGGGUGAACAUGGCGUCCUUCGAUCAGAAGGAGAUCAAUUGGGACAAGCUUGACAAAACUAAGUUGUUUGUGGUAGGAGCUGGUCUCUUUACGGGUGUUACUGUGGCCUUGUAUCCAGUAUCUGUUAUAAAGACCAGGAUUCAGGUUGCUUCAAAAGAUACAGCUCAUAAGAAUGCAUUAGAUGUUUUGAAAAAUAUUGUAAAAGUUGAUGGCAUACCUGGCCUAUAUAGGGGAUUUGGUACCGUUAUUACAGGUGCUAUUCCUGCUAGGAUAAUCUUCCUUUCAUCUUUGGAGAUCACAAAGGUGGCUGCUAUAAAAAUGUUGGAGCCAUUCAAGAUUUCUGAACCAGUGCAGGCUGCUAUAGCAAAUGGCCUUGGUGGAAUGGCAGCAUCUGUAUCGGCUCAAGCUGUAUUUGUUCCCAUUGAUGUGAUUAGCCAGAAGUUGAUGGUACAAGGAUAUUCCGGUCACACACGUUAUAAUGGUGGACUAGAUGUGGCUCGAAAAAUCAUCAAGAUGGAUGGAUUUCGGGGCUUGUACAGAGGAUUUGGCUUGUCUAUUAUGACCUACUCCCCGUCAAGUGCAGUAUGGUGGGCAAGCUAUGGAUCUAGUCAGCGUGUAAUCUGGAGGCUGUUAGGUCACAACAGUCAAUAUGAGCUAAGUGCUCCCAGUCAGUGGCAAUUAGCCUGUGUUCAAGCCUCGGGGGGUAUUUUUGCUGGAGCUGUGGCAUCCUGUGUGACAACCCCUUUGGAUACCAUCAAAACUCGAUUACAGGUAAUGGAUAAUACUAAAGAGAGACCAAGGGCCAGACAAGUUGUUAGGAGUUUGAUUGCGGAGGAUGGAUGGAAAGGUUUAUAUAGAGGAUUAGGUCCAAGGUUUUUCAGCAUGUCAGCCUGGGGCACCAGCAUGAUUGUCUCAUACGAAUAUUUAAAACGUUUGUGCGCUAAAGUUGAUGACUGAACUUUUCUGCGGGUGAAGACAGACGAUGGGACAGAGUUACAGGAAAACUAAAAGGAAUAUUCGUCGAUCUUAUUGAUCGCAGAUUGUAGAUUAGGAAACCUAUGAGAAAACCGAGAUGCGAAAUUUUUAUCAGGUGGGAAUGACAUUUGUUGGUAGUAUAAAGAAAGGGUGAUUUAAUUGUCGGUGGGGUAAAAACAUCGCCGUUCCAGCGGGAUCUCUUCAAUUCAACCAAAGACAUCAAACGAAUAUUAUCACCAUCUGCUGGUGAUGUUGAAUUAAUUAAUAAUUGGUUUACGGUAAAGGUGGGCCAUGAAGCUGUACUUUUCAAUGGGACCCAUCCAGCUGAUGUUAGCCAUUUCAUUUCCGGUUUAAUUUUAUUAUUUGGCAUUAAGGCGGUAUUUCUAACUAUGCCAACCUGUUUGCCGCCUCUAACCAAGCCAGUUUCUAACUGCAGGUUAGAUUAUUUACG